This is a messenger RNA of Tetranychus urticae (two-spotted spider mite), 2062 nucleotides long. RefSeq names its product 3-hydroxyisobutyryl-CoA hydrolase (gene Hibch). The record is from RefSeq and is a predicted model, not a curated record. Gene Ontology annotation, biological process: L-valine catabolic process. NCBI's taxonomy places the organism in Eukaryota, Metazoa, Arthropoda, Arachnida, Trombidiformes, Tetranychidae. Gene Ontology annotation, molecular function: 3-hydroxyisobutyryl-CoA hydrolase activity. Gene Ontology annotation, cellular component: mitochondrion.
UGGUUGAACCUAGAAUCUUGUUUAUAAACUCUCUUUCUGUGGGUCUGUUUGCUCGGUUUUUAUUUAACAGUUGUAAGUUCUGUAUUCUGUGAUUAAUUCUUAUUGUUUUUAUUGUUUUUAUUAUUAUUCCACCAUUAACGACUUAUUGUUAUUUCAACAAUGUCCAACAUUUGUAUGAAAAGGCUGUUAUUUACUGGACGGCAUGACUCUGUGAACCUCAUUUACCAAUUAUCAGGACGAAGGAUGUCGUCUAGCUCCUCUGCUGCCUCAUCAAGUGAUGACGAAGUUAUCCUUAAUCGUGAAGGAAACAAGGGAAUCAUUAUUUUGAAUAGACCUAAAAAAUUGAAUGCUCUAAAUAUCUCAAUGGUUCGUAAAAUAUAUCCGCAAUUAAGAAAAUGGGAAAUGGACAAUUCAAUGAAGAUGGUCAUAAUCAAGGGAACUGGAGAAAAAGCUUUCUGUGCUGGUGGUGAUAUUAAAGAGAUUGCUCAAGCUGGUCAUGGAUCACCACUUGGAUUAGAAUUUUUCCGGGAAGAAUACCGCCUAAAUAAUCAAAUAGGUUCCAUGGCUAUUCCUUAUGUGGCACUAUUGAAUGGAAUCGUGAUGGGUGGCGGUGUUGGUUUAUCUGUACACGGAGCUUAUCGAGUUGCCACUGAAAAAGCAGUUUUUGCUAUGCCUGAAACAGCAAUUGGUUUUUUCCCUGAUGUUGGUGGAUCUCAUUUCUUGCCUCGUUUGCCUGGUAAACUUGGUCUUUUUCUCGCACUAACAGGCGGGCGUUUGCACGGUAGAGACCUUUUUAAAGCAGGGAUUGCCACUCAUUUUGUAUGUUCUGAUCGAUUAGAAGAAUUGGAAAGUGAUUUGCUCAGGAUGAAAGAUCCAGAUUUAAAAGGAAUUGAUUCUCUACUGACAAGGUAUCAGGAGCAAUGGGAAGCUGAUUAUAAAAAAGAGUUCUCUCUUAAACAGUACAUAGGAAGAAUCAAUUCAGCUUUUGGAGCCGCUGAAUCUGUUGAGCAAAUCAUGGAAAAUUUGUCGAAAGAUUCUUCCGAUUGGAGUAAACAGCAACUUGAAAUAUUGAAAUCUGCCUCACCAACAAGUCUGAAAGUCACCUUUAAAGCGCUACAGCAAGGCUCAAUGAUGUCCCUUCCUGACUGUCUUAAAAUGGAGUAUCGUAUCGCACAUCAAAUGAUGCACAUACCGGACUUUUUCGAAGGAGUCAGAGCUGCUCUGAUUGAUAAAGAUAAGAACCCCAAAUGGAAACCAGAUAGGCUUGAAGAUGUCACAGAGGAACAAGUUAACGCUUAUUUCAGUCCAUCAGAUCCUCAAUUUAAAGAGUUACAAUUGUAGUUUAUGAUGGACCAUGUUAACGCUUUAAAACUUUACUAAACUACAUAACAUUUGAAACAGAAUAAAAUAUAUUAUCAAUGUUGGAUUCACGGUUAAAAGUACAUGACAGUUCAAUAUACGAAGGAAAUAAGCGGAAAAGGACUAAGGAGAGGUAAUUCGUCAUGAAGAGGACAAAGUAAACGACAUCAGAUGCAAUUCAAAUUCGGACAGGAAAAACAAAUCAAAAAGAGAUUAGUUGUGAUUUAUGAAGCAAUUUUUUUUCCUUCUCAUGUUCUACAGAAAUCUAUAUAUUUCUUUUGUUGGUUACAUUUCCUCUUCUUAAUCUACACCUUCAAUCCUACCUUAAAAAUUAUUGAAAAAGUAAAAAAUCAACAAGAAAAUGCCAAAAUAAAAAGAGUAUGUAUACAAUAAUAAUGUAUAUAAUGUUGUUUACAUUAACCAAAAGAAGCGUCCUAAGCAAAGAGUUAUACUCUUUGUACCUGAGAGAGUUCCAUCUUCAUAUUCAAUUUAACCUUAAAGCUGAUGUAACCCAUUAACUUUGAAUUUUGUUUAUUGAUAAAUUAGUUAUAAUAAUCAAUUGAGACUAUGUAAGAAUAUUUAAUGAAAAAUUAUCUUCUAAUUCUUUGCUUUGAGAAAAAGCAACAGAAUUGAAAAACUUAUUGUUUGAUCCAUUAACGUUCUGUAAAUGAGAGUAUCAUUAAAGAUUUGAUUUAGAAAGUGA